AUGAAGAAUAAUUUUAUGUCUACAACAACCCUCAGCCGUCAACUGGCGCCUUUAGUGACGCGCGCGCCUCCUUAUCAUCAGGGGCUGUGGCUAAAUAUGACGCCGGCGUUUACAGGCAGAGGAGUAGCCACUAUAGCCGACUGGUUUAGUUACUGUGGACCCUCGGACCCGGUCAUUCCUAUAGUCGCUCCGGAUGGGACUCAAGCAGACAAAGGAUCCCAGUGGCGUGUAGUGAAACUUACU
Molecule: messenger RNA, 243 nt
Organism: Iphiclides podalirius (scarce swallowtail)
Lineage: Eukaryota; Metazoa; Arthropoda; Insecta; Lepidoptera; Papilionidae
Source: the annotation of a GenBank genome assembly